Haliotis rubra (blacklip abalone) is the source of this 8477-nucleotide messenger RNA. RefSeq names its product polypeptide N-acetylgalactosaminyltransferase 5-like. NCBI's taxonomy places the organism in Eukaryota, Metazoa, Mollusca, Gastropoda, Lepetellida, Haliotidae. The transcript is spliced from 13 exons. Bases 276 to 2201 code for a protein of 641 amino acids. The record is from RefSeq and is a predicted model, not a curated record. Gene Ontology annotation, cellular component: Golgi apparatus.
AACACCGCAUGUAUGCUCCGCCAUCAGCGAGCGCUGCGUCCGGAGAUCUCGGCUAGAGCAUCACUACGGCCGAGGCAUGUGAACUCUAGGGCUGUAUUUAUAACCGCCCCUGGGAACGAACAGGUUGUCGUUUAACCUACAAAACAUGUCAGAUAAUGACUGUUGUUCACAUGUCGGGAAUUCACAACUGAGGCGCCGUUCCAGCUGACGACCCAGGCACCCUUCCAGUGGAUGACUGCAGACAAAGUGCAAAACUUGUCAUAAACACAGCCGCCAUGAUAGAACGCCGGAAACAACGGACAAAUGGCGUCCAGUCUCUCGAGAUCGCGCGAGACAACAGUGAUUUAGAAUUGGGAAAGCCUAAAAGCAACCCGGGUAGAAGACGCUACCUGUAUUUACUCGUGCUGGUGCCUAUAGUGUGGUUUCUUGUUGCUUUUAAAAUAUCUUUAUAUGACGUGGAAAAGGACAGCAAAACGGGGCGUCAUCAACAGACUGACGGUCGUGGGCCGGUCUCUAGAGAUCACGAUCAUAUUGAUAAUGUAAAAUAUGAAGAAAUUAAAAGUUGGAAGAGGGACGAUGACACAAGAGAUGACCACAUAGUCAAUCUAAGGGGAGAUAAUCCGGAGAAGAAGAGCAAGAUGAAGAUUCUCAAUCCCCAUCCGGGUCUUGGCGAGCGUGGAGCAGCCUCUAUCGUCGAUGCGUCGUUGCUGAGUCCUGAAGAGAAGGUGGCGUUUGAACAAGGGGAUGCCGUCCACCAUUUCAAUGAGUUUGUUAGCGACAAGAUCUCCCUGGAGAGAGCGGUGCCCGAUUUCAGGAAUCCAGAAUGCCAAGCUGCCUUCCAGUUCUACCCCAAAGACCUACCGUCCGUAUCGGUGGUCAUCUGCUUUUAUAAUGAGGCAUGGUCAACACUUCUCCGGACAAUCCACUCUGUAUUGAACAGGACCCCUGAAAACCUCCUGGAGGAGAUUCUACUGGUGGACGAUGGAUCGAACUUAGGGGACCUGGGCGAGCCGCUUGACGAGUACACGGCCGCCAUGCCGAAAGUGCACGUGAUCCGGACCAAUCAGAGACUGGGCUUGGUGAGAGCCCGGAUGGAGGGUAUCAAAUUUGCCAGAGCCCCCGUGUUGGUGUUCCUCGACUCUCACUGCGAAUGUGGUUAUGGGUGGUUAGAGCCUCUGUUAGUCCCCAUCAAAGACAACCCCUCUACCGUUGUCACCCCAACCAUCGACGUCAUCGACAAGGACGACUUCCGCAUCAACAACGCGGACAACAACAUCGGCGGCUUCAGUGCAGAGUCUAUGACGUUCAACUGGAUUUCAGUGCCGCCCAGAAUCAACCGCUACAGGACAACAAUGGCGGACCCGUUUGUCUCCCCGACGUUAGCAGGUGGACUGUUCGCCAUAAACAAGGAUUACUUCAGCAGCAUAGGGAUGUACGACACUGGUCUGGAGGUGUGGGGAGGGGAGAACCUGGAGCUGUCACUCAAGCUGUGGAUGUGCGGCGGCAAGAUCCUCAUCAGCCCAUGUUCCAGAGUGGGCCAUAUAUUUCGCCUCAAGUCCCCAUACGUCAACGUGGGAGACACGUUCCUGUCCAAGAACGCAGCGCGCGUGGCGGAGGUGUGGCUGGACGAGUACAAGUGGUUCCACUUCAAGAGCAACCCUUUCUCACCGGCCAACUACGGCGACAUCACGUCGGCAAAGAAGUUACGUAGCGAACUCAAGUGUAAGCACUUUGACUGGUAUCUGGAGAACAUCUACCCCGAGUUGUUCAUUUCCGGUUCCGGUGACCACUUUGGGCAGAUUUCUCAUGUAGGAACGGGCUUGUGCCUGUCUUCUCCGCAAUGGGAGCAGCCAUUAGUGAUGCUCAAUUGUGGUACUGGGACAAUCUGGGAAUCUGACAAGAUGCUGGAGAUCCGCCAUAAUUUCUACUGUGUGGACUUCUACCCUGGCGUGCACCACGCGCCGUAUGCCAUUCCGUGCAAGUCAGAGCAGACGACACAAGUGUGGACAUUCAAAAAGGCCGAGGGUCAGAUCAUCCACCAGAUGACCAACUCAUGUCUGACAGUGAAGGACCCGAAAGUCAUCACCCUGGAGCCGUGUGUCCCUGAUGACGUCUCCCAGAAGUGGAGCUGGCCAACAAAUCCCCAUUUCCAGUUUAACAGAACAGCUGCUGCAGAAAUGGCGAAAGAGGCAGGCUGGUGAAGCACUCGGCACACAUCGGUAGAGUUCGUGAAUGAUCAGUUACGUCACAAACAGAAAUUGUAAUGGUUUUUUGAGAGACAGUACAUUGAGUGCAAUCUCUGGUUCAAGGUACGAAGUGCUGAUUGUAUUAACAAAUGUCCUGUUACCCCAUGCUUCAGGAGUUAUUUUCGUUGCUACUCGUGUCUUUCCGCAGUCCUUCGGUUUUUCACGGAAUGACACGAGCAGGUACGAAUGUCGGAUGAUAAAUAAGGUCGGUAAAAAUUAUACAUAUUUUGUUACCUAUUGUAGAUUAUGACACAUUCGUUGGUCUACUGAGCCCAAUACUCCUUGUGACGCUUCUUUUUUUUUAUUAAAAUAUAAAACGAAAUGGUUGGGGUUAGAGGUUGCUGGGGGCUGGAUCCCCUACUCCUUCAGGUCUGCAUAAUAACGUAAUACAUCCAUACGAUAACCAGCAGUACAAUAGUGACAGCGAGAUCAUACAAUAACGACCAAUCGUACAAUAGAGACAGCGAUAUCAUACAAUAACGACCAACCGUACAAUAGAGACAGCGAGAUCAUACAAUAACGACAAAUCAUGCCAUAGAUAGCGGGAUUAUACAAAACGACCAGUUGGGCAACAGAGACAGCGAGACCAUGCAAAAACGACCAACUGUACAAUAGAGACGCGAGAUCAUACAAUAACGACCAACUGUACAAUAGAGACAGCGAGAUCAUACAAUAACGACCAACUGUACAAUAGAGACAGCGAGAUCAUACAAUAACGACCAACUGUACAAUAGAGACAGCGAGAUCAUACAAUAACGACCAACUGUACAAUAGAGACAGCGAGAUCAUACAAUAACGACCAACUGUACAAUAGAGACAGCGAGAUCAUACAAUAACGACCAUUCGUACAAUAGAGACAGCGAGAUAAUACAAUAACGACCAACCGUACAAUAGAGACAGCGAGAUCAUACAAUAACGACCAACUGUACAAAAGACACAGCGAGAUCAUACAAUAACAACCAAUCGUACAAUAGAGACAGCGAGAUCAUACAAUAACGACUAAUCGUACAAUAGAGACAGCGAGAUCAUACAAUAACGACCAAUCGUACAAUAGAGACAGCAAGAUCAUACAAUAACAACCAAUCGUACAAUAGAGACAGCGAGAUCAUACAAUAACGACCAAUCGUACAAAGACACAGCUAGAUCAUACAAUAACGACCAACUGUACAAUAAAGACAGCGAGAUCAUACAAUAAAGACCAGCCGUACAAUAGAGACCGCGAGAUCAUUCAAUAACGACCAAUCGUACAAUAGAGACAGCGAGAUCACACAAUAACAACCAAUCGUACAAUAGAGACAGCGAUAUCAUACAAUAACGACCAACUGACGAAUCAUACAAUAGGCAGUGCCCUAAACAUCACCAGGAGUAAUUAUAUAGAUGUGAACCUUUCGUUAAUAACUGUCUUUAACACAAAGACGUCACACUAAACACACACAAGUCCAAUCAUGUGCAAGAAAACCACAAUAGGGUGAAAUAUACUUCAGCUGCCUUGAAUAUUUAUUUGUAUAGCUGUGCCAGCGUCUUUCCGAGCGUGUUGGGGUGUGUAUUAAGCAUAUUAAUGACGUCUAGACCAAUGGGGUGUAUAUCAUGUGAGGGACGUCUACACGAGUGUAUUUGGGGCGUGUAUGAGGGACUGGAAUUUAAUCAAAAGUAUUUCGACAUUAUGUGUUUUGAAUUAUUUAUGUCACAGUGAAACAUACCUAUUUUAGGUAGACGUUUUUCGUUUACGUUACUGUCACCCCAGACUCAGGCCAGUAGGUCGAGGUGAAAGUAUAUUUCCAUUUUAAAUUAUAAUUGAUUUAUAAGAAAAACAUGUUGUGGGGAGGAGGGAAGUGAGGAUGGGUUAAAAUAGGGAAAUAUACAACAAGAAAUAAUGACAUGUUGGGAUGACUACAGUUAAUUUGUUUUCUUUAAUUGUUUUAAUAUUUAUUUGCUGUCAGGGGAAUAAAAACACCGAGACGGCUUUUCAAAUAAAACUUGUUCGGAGGCCACGGACUUUACAGAGCAAGUAUUAAAAAAGUCUGACCUUAUUUUGAAAUUAUACCCUUUACAUUUCGCUUUGUGUUUGACCAUGGAAUGUAUCGUCUAACUUGUGUAUAUAUCUAGUUACGAGCUAAUUUCCUUGAGUUCAGAAGUACUAACAAAGCUAGAAUCAACAACGUCAUAAUCAAAAUCCUGCUUUAUGUUUCCACCUGUGUGCAAGUGUCAAUCAAAGCAAAAAAUAUAUAUGUUAUUUAUGUUUUUUAUACAAAUGUCAGUAUAACCUUCCUGACAGCUGGUAGCAAUGGGUAACAACAUGACAGGGUCUGAAGUGUCAUAUUAAGUUGGUGCGGGUAACAUCAUCCUCGGUUUUCUGCAAUAUCUGUGUUGUGUUGUUUAUUGGGGCGGUGGGGUAGCCUAGUGGUUAAAGCGUUGGCUCGUCACGCUGAAAACCCGGGUUCGAUUCCCCACAUGGGCACAAUGUGUGCGGCCCAUUUCUGGUGUCCACAGCCGUGAUAUUCCUGGAAUAUUGCUAAACGCGGCGUAAAACCAUACUCUCUCACUCACUGACUCACUCACGUUGUGUUGUUUAUCACUACAGAAUAGAAAUACACCCUUGCACACCGAGGAUGACACCAUAAACACACAUGUCGUAUGUCCUGUAUGACGAAUCAUUCCGACUAUAAGUGCUGAGGUAGGGCCAUGUCUAAGAUUAACAUAGCCUGACGUCUAGUCUCUGAAAUUAACAUUUGUUUUUGGAAGAGGCGACUAACGGGAUCGGGUGGUCAGGCUUGCUGGCUUGGUUGAUACAUGUCUUCGUAUCCCAAUUGCGCAGAUCGAUGCUCAUGCUGUUGAUCACUGGAUUGUCUGGCCCAGACCCGAUUAUCUACAGACUUCCGUCGUAUAGCUGGAAUAUGUCUGAAUGCUUACAGUUUAGUAAGUGAAUGGAAGUUUUAAACAAUUAACUGUCCGGCUGUAAAUACAUCAGAGACGAUACGUUUAGUCUGUACCAAUUUUUCGCAAAUGUCUUUCACACCAACACGUAAAUGAGUUUCGAUGUAUUUUCCCCGACAUAAUCGAUAAAAGAUGGGCGGCGGGGUAGCCUAGUGGUUAAAGCGUUCGCUCCUUACGCCUAAGACCAGGCCAAGGUUACAAUGAAUGAAGCCAAUUGCUGGUGUCCCCCGCCGUGAUAUUGCAUAAAUAUUGCUAAAAGCGGCAUAGAACCAUGUUCACUAACUCACUCACUCGACCAGCCCAGAUUGCUAGGGACCAUGUCAAACGAGAAGAAUAUGGACCUUGUCUGUAAAUAGACAAGUCAAUAUUGUUCUGUCAGAACAGAGGAAAUACGGUAUAGGGUAAUAUUAGCCUUACGAUGGAGCUUCACAUUUCAACACGUUUUGUCCACAGCUUGGUGAUCCAUGUGCAGUGAAGAUACACAUCACGUCCUCAUAGUUAAUCCACAGAGGUCGACCCACUGUAGAUUCCAUACGUAUUGUUUUCUGUUUGUAAACGAGCUAUUUUGUAUGGAUAGAUGUGUAGUCUAUCUAUGCAUUCAGACGCAUGUUUUUGUUUGUUUGAAAAGGCUCAAUCAGGAAAGAUCAACUGACAAUUUGAUAAUUAGAAAGUCGUUUAUCAUAUUGACAUGGUGGCCCAUAUGGUCCAAUAGGUGAAUUCCUUUGUCAAUUGGUACCUCGUUAUAAGGACAUUUUAAAACCGGCUCGUUUUGAUGUUGAACUAUUUUGUUUGUUACAGAUGUACGUGUAACUAUAGAAUGUGUUCGCCCUGAGAUUGGGUUAGGUCAGGGGCGAAAUAUCCACAAAGGUUCCCAGAUGUGUUACAUUGAUGUGUCCUCAUGCAAGCCAUCAUAAUGGCGUGUUGAUGUCAUGAAUAGAGAGGGUGCCUUAUAUCGAGGGAGUAGUCAUUUAGUAUAUGGUCAAAAGGAUAGCCGAUCGAAAAUCAAGGAAUAUAUUAUCCUAGCACGCAUGUGUUUGAAACGUGUAACAAAUUGAAUAUUUAAGUAAGAAUGAGUUGUCAUUUGUCAAUUCAGUAUCUGGCAUGUUGAUGUCAUGAAUAGAGAUGGUGCGUUAUAACGAGGGAGUAGUCAUUUAGUAUAUGAUCAAAAGGAUAGCCGAUCGGAAAUCAAGGGAUGUUAUCCUAGCACACAUGUGUUUGAAACGUGUAACAAAUUGAAUAUUUAAGUAAGAAUGAGGUGUCAUUUGUCAAUUCAAUUUAUGACGUCACGGAAUAAUCUUGAAUUUUAUUUAACUCGCUGAAUCAAGAAAAAUGCUGCCAGCGUGUGUUAUUAUUGAUAGGCGGGUGAUAAUCUUUUGCUUUUCGGGAAAAAUACAUCCAGAGCUCUCAACCCGAUUAAUAAGUGACUGGUCCUUAGUUGUGUCUGUACAUCAUUAUACUCUAUUGCCUAUUGACCUGUGUUAGCCACGCUAUAGCGAGGAAAUGUUGAGAAGGCGCAUGAUGUCGUUAAUGAUUGACACAUAAGUUAUUGACAUGUUAAUCUGGAUUGGGACAAAUGUGUUUUAGGGACUGAUUUAACAUUUUCCGCAACGUUUACAAUACCAAUCAAUUAUAUCUAUUUUCCUAAAUUUACAUUUUUUAAAAUUUAGAAACAGAUUUUUUUUUUAAACUUUGAAACAAAUUUGUAACGGAAUUGGGUAUACCGAUGGCUUUCAAGAGGUUAAUGAAAAGCAUUUUCAUUUUCUCAACCACAAUCACAUGUUUGGGUGUUAAUACGAAUUACACGACAAAAAUCCGACUCGAGUGAGUCUUUAUUCAUGUAAUCGACUUUGAGAAGUUUUUUCAUGACAAUAAUUCUUUGAAGACUGCGAAUUGAAGAUAGAAUUGUAUUUAUGGUAUUGAGUAAAGUCAUGUGUUUCAAUUUGAUUAACGCCAUUUACAAGCAGAUAUUAAUCAUAUUAUUCGUCUGAUGUCCCACCCAUCCAGGGUAUAAAAGCUCAUGAGCAAGAAUUUUAAAUCAAAAGGAAUUACUACGUUUAUUACAUCUGAGUUACUUUCAGCAGAACCGCUGUCAUACAUUAGCAAUUUGUACGUUUUGGCGAGUUUGCUGACUUGAGUGUUGACUAAUAUAUCCUGAUACAGGGUUGAUUUUGUCCGGAUUUACAAGGUGCCAAGAAAACGAGGUUCUACUUUCCACAAACAUCCGUGGGACCGAACAGAAGUCUGUUGGUAACAUGAAUUAGUAUUGUUUUAUGUGCCAUAAUGACUAGGACUGCAACGAUUCGGUUCGAUUCAUCGAAAAUAAAUCUGACACUUUCGAUUUUCGAUAACCAUUAUCACUAUUUCGAUUCAAUAUUUGAAUACCUUUUUAAAUUAUUUCCACACAACCAGGACGUAAUUUUGACUCCAACUCGAGCAGUUUCGAGGGCUGAAAUAAGGCGAAACGUGAUUGGUUGACGCCGGGCUAAUUAUCCGGUGAGAAUUGUUGUUAACAGACAUCACCAAGUUGACGAUGGAUUUCACGCUUAAAAAACGCCGACUCUGAGAGUUAAAUGAAAUCUGAUGUUUUUACUUGUUUUAAGAAUCGAACCGAAAUGAUCGAAUCGAGGGCCCAAUAUCGAAAAUCGAAUCGAAUCGAGGUCUGGGUUAAUCGUUGCAGCCCUAAAUUAAUGACUCCUGAAAUGGAUUGGGAGUUCGUUCCACAACUCGAUCGUGUCGCUAUAGACUGAUCAUGAUCGCAUACUUUAACAUUGACUUCUUCAAACGUUUUUUGUAAAGGUGUUCUCAUUGUUUGUCUCAACCUACUUUUUUAUGCUAAACGUUGGACAACUGACAAAGCAUCUGAAAAAAGUAAUGAAAAACUAGUUCAUGGUCAUGUAAAACAGAUGUCUGAAGUUUUCUUCGACUAACAUCUCUGAUAUGAACAUAUUUUACAGUAAACAAUAGUUUCUAAAUUAAAAUAAAAUAUAAAAAAAUGGAGCCAAGAGAGACUUUCUUCAUUUUCUGAAACUGUGGUAAGUUAGACUUGUCACACAUUGCAUGGGCUGCAUGGGGUAUAUUUGUUUCAGGGUCUGUAUGACAGACUAAACUUUCUGCACCUAUAAAGGUGGCGUCAGUGUUCUUUAUACAUUGUCGUUUAUAUUUAUCAUGAAUUAAUGGAUUAUAUUCGUUAUUUGUACAGUUAUAUCUUUGAGGGAAAUAUGUUGUUGGGAAAGUAGUAUUGUUAGAGUGAGCGGUAUGCAUUGUCUUUAUGCAAGCUGAAAUAAAUUAUUUUUCACA